CAUCGUGUUCUACAAAAAUAAACAAACCCAGGAAGACGUGAGAGGAAUAUAAAAAUGAUUUUGUUGUCUAAUGCUAUCGUUAAAAUGUGACUAUUUUUCCAAGGUUACAAAGCUGAAAGUGCAUUGGAAUGCUGAGAUUCAGUUACUUUGCAGCACUGGUGGUCGUCACCAGUGUCGCCCUCUCUUCUGAUGCUCCUGAACUGUCAUCACCAUUGCCAUCUGCGGGUUCGUCGACAUCGACGACCCCAACAACAACAUUAUCGACAACAGUGUCCAGCAUGACUACAAAUGUGUCAGCGCCGACACCUGUCACUUUGGAUCCUGGGCAUAAAGUGCAGUACAUUAUGGAGCUGCAUAAUUCAGGCCCGGCUGUCCUGGAUUCCACCAUUCACUUCUACGCAAGACUGUUCCCUAUCUCUGUGAAAAAGUUAGAUCCAUGGCCAGUCAAGUUUAUAUAUCAGUGGAUGAAUAUGGCUGACAUGAGUGUUCACAAAACCCAGGGUCGUUUGGCCUCUGAGCUGUCCAUGACAUUCUCAAGCUCGGAUCCCAGUAUCAAAUCAGGAGAGUUCCUUAUUACCGUCGCUGCUUUUUUUAAGGAUAACCCAACAAAGAUGGCAGCUUUCCAGACAAUGAAAUUUGUGCUCACAGAGAGACUGAAUGGUGGUUUGUUGCUGGAGCAGUAUGUGGAUUAUCGAAGAUUUCCCAAUGUGUUCAAAACAGGAGCGCCUGUCACAUUGAUUGCUGAAGUCCAUGAUGACUUUACUGUCUCACAACAACCAUCGUACCUCUUUUUUUGGUAUGAGGGACCUCAGUUUGUAAACUCCUCCAACCUCCCGAUCUUUACGACCACCAUUGGAUUAGCAACUAAUUUCACCAUGGAAGCUGUGAUCCUUGCUACUUUUGACUACACCCCAACAACAAAUGAACAGAAAAAGCGGUCAACAAAACCAUUGCAAGUCAUCACUGAAGGCAAGCUAGAUCUUAUGAAGCAACCUUAUGUUAAAAAUGGACACUUCAAAGAAGCAAUCUUCUUCAAGGUACACCGUCCAGUGUGUGUCUGAACCUGUCUGCUUUUAACGGGACAGUUCCGCUCAACGAGACGUGUCUUCCGGUGGAGUUCAACGAUACUCUCCAACACCAGGUCAAGGUCGUGCUGAACGAGAGCGGCUGGAGUGACGUGCACUUCUUCAUCUACAACGACGUCAGUCGGAUACACGUUGUGAAGUCGUACUACGGAUACGAUCCGGACUCCGUCAACGUACCAGCGUUGAUUCUGCCCACAGUAUUUGGCGUGAUUGGAGUGAUCAUUGUACUCCUUGGAGCCGCCUACAUCAUGCGUCUCAGAAAAAAGCCUCACGUGGAAGUGGCCGACUUCGACUUUCACCCCUCUCUGACUUCCACCACACAGUCGGAGCCCAACAUCAGAAUAUCGAGACUCACAAACAGUUUGAAAUACAUGUUCUCAAGGAACCGACCACAAGUGCCACUUAAACAGCGCGAGCCAACGGCUCAGGCUCCUCUGAAAGAUGACGCUUCGACUGAAGUGAAGAAUUUUUAUGACAGUUUGUGAAGAUAUUAAUGCAUGUGCAAACAAGUCAGAGGCCCAGAGCCAGAACGUUCCAUCAACAGUGAUGAGGAAUUGCAGAUGGGCCAUUGUGGCCCUGGGCCUGUGAAGUCCUAAAUAAUAAAGUUCAAUUUCAGGGAAAGUUUUGCUACCAAAGUAAGAUUUUUAUAUAAUAUAUUAAAUCAACCACCCCCAUCCCCCCCCCCC
Aplysia californica (California sea hare) is the source of this 1771-nucleotide messenger RNA. RefSeq lists its product as uncharacterized. The record is from RefSeq and is a predicted model, not a curated record. NCBI's taxonomy places the organism in Eukaryota, Metazoa, Mollusca, Gastropoda, Aplysiida, Aplysiidae.